GUAAACAACAAAGUUUCUUUUCCAGAGAUCUCAUAAAAAAAUGUUUUUCCGUUGAUGAAGUUUAAAGCAUUUAUACCCAUUAUCUUCAGUUACUAUCGAAAUUAUUUUGCAUUACUAACAAAUCAUCGUCUUUCAUUAAAUUUUUUAGUUAUAUGCAAUUUUUGUUUUUUGAAGAACAAUAUUCUCACACAACACUUAACCAACACAUUGCAUUGAAAUCGCACAGGGCAAGUGACAGUACAUUUCUCAAUUGAAUAAUAGUCGAAAGGCUUUCUCUGUAUAUAAUGACAACAAAGUCAAACUAUAUAGUACCAACACACGAUUUGUAAUCUAUUAAAAGAAGAUGUGUAAUAAAGACUAGAGGAGAGAGAAAUGAGAGAGCUGCUUGAGAGAGAAAGAGGGUUUCCUCCGAGAGGGGGUGGUGAGAGUUGUGGCGAUGGUUCUUUUUUUUCCCAGGUCUACUUCGGCCACUCGGGAUUCUAAGGAGACCGGACCUCAAGGGAGUCUCAAAGUCGGACGUUUUCUCGCAUCUCUAGAGCAUGCGUCAGAAGCUAUUCAGUAGUGCUCGAAUCUUUUGCUAACAAGACCCAUCUGCGUCUGUUGGUUUCCAACCCAGAUGGCCACCGUCGUUACAUUCUCUUCGAACCUGGCCACACCAUUUCUGAAGGAAGUCAUCAGAGUCAAAGAAAUCGGAUUCAAAAAAUACAGAAGAUGGAACGUUCUCGCUAGGUUCCGAAAGGAAGAUAUCGGCAGGUGUUUUGCUGCUCCAGGUGGUCUAAGUUGGAUCAUGGCCUUCGGUGCCCCCCCCCCCCCCCCCCCCCCGCAUCUCAAAUCAAAGGCUAUCAGUGGGGAGUUCGUUGACUUUGAGAAUGGGGACUGGUCUGAUCCCUUUAUCCGCAUCAAAGUUCGGUUGAAUCCGGAUGUCACUAAGGAAAUACCUCUUCUAUUCGGCUCUACAUUAUUCAUGGGAAAAAUUGUGAGUCCGCCGGUGGCUGAUCUGAGAAGAGACCGUCUUAUCGAUAGGAAGAUGAAGCAGCUGAAUAGUUCAAAACCUGAGAAAGUUUGUGAUUCGUGCGCCGUCAUGCGUGCCAGAGUCUUUCCCGAGAAGUAGCGUGGUAAUUUUACCGGUUCAGGGAAGUCGAGCAAUCAUAGUUCCCUCGACGUGCAUGGCAUUGUUAACCGUGGGCCGACGACCUGUAUGCCUAAGAGGAUUCCAACCAAAAAGGCCCGGGUCCGCAAAUUUGGGCCUUGCCCGAGGCCCACUACCCCUAACCAGUGUCGAUUCGGCCCUUCCCCUGAUCUAUGCCUCAACACUGCCUAUGACAAUCCGUCCCCCUGCCCUUCUCAACCUUCCACUACCUGGAAUCCCAACCAAACUUCUAAUACCCUUGGAGAUUUCCAUCUCCCGUCCCCUCCUCCUCUGCCUAAACCCUCCCUUGUCCUCAAUCAGCCUAGAAAUUUCCAUAGCGCCUCAUCCUUGAUUCGGCCCUGGAAUUUUUUUCUCUUCCAUACCUCCGCCUGCGAUUUCUUUCCCAAACUACCCACACCCUUCCUUGCCUAAAAUCUUUAUCCAUAGUCAUUUGAUCAAUCGCGACCUACCUUUUCUUCCCCUCUCUGUUUCCACUAUCGAUACUGUCAUCUCCGCUCCUCCAAUCCCUACUCCCCUUUCCCCUUUUAGAUGUCCCUUGGAGGAUUCAAUCCUCGGUGACUAUCCCAUUGGCUACAACGCUUUACCCCUCUCCCCCGGCCUUUGACAUGUUGGAAGAUCCCGUCGACCACUGCUUGACAAUUGUCCCUUACAACCCGGUUUUGGCAGAGUCUAUUGAAGAUUGGAAAGCUCGGAGUGACCAAAUGGAGAUCAUCAAUAGAAGCAUUGAAGUUUGUAGGAUCCUGGGACUUCAAGUGGAUGAUUCUGGUCCUUUGGCUGAAGAGAAAAUUGCAGGUCUCGCUGAGGAAGUUUGCAGUAGUCGAAGACGCAAGCAUAGAUCAAAAUUGGUGAUGGAAAAACACAGCCUGGGAAUUAGCGAUUGCAACUCCCAUGCCCCGAGAAGGUGGCAAAGAACUGGUCAGUCUUCCGAGAAUGUUUACUCUUGCCCCAGCCAGGAAAGAGGCCCCGUUGGGUCUGGAAAUGGUGCCAAUGGGUAUAUUGCAUCAUGAUUCACUCUAUGAUAGCAUGGAACGUGCGGGGGCUGGGUAAACCUCUUAAAAGAGAUAAGGUAAAAAGGAUCAUCCGUAGAUGGAAGCCUACAAUCGUGGGGCUAACAGAGACUAAGUGGAAAACCUGUGAUCAGGGACGCAUCUUUUCUAUUAGUGGCAAUAAAGCAGUAUAUUGGGUUGCCAAGAAUUCAAUAGGGGCUAGUGUGGGAAUCACCAUUUAUUGAUAUACCAAAGCUUAUGAGUCAUUAUCAGUAUGGGAAGGCAAGUUCUCCCUUGCUGUCAGGCUAAGGGUAAUUGACGGUGUAAAUAUUGUAUCAAUUCUGGUUGUCUAUGGACCACAGGAGGAGAGGAAGUUGGAGUUUCUCCAAGAACUGGAAUUUGUUUGCCAAAACUAUCAGGUUGCACUAUGUAUUAUCGGGGACUUUAACCUCGUUAGAUCUUCAGACGACUUUGUUGGAUAUCCCUGAAGCAUUGAGUUAAUUGAAGAAUUCAAAAACUUCAUCGACAAUUUUAAUCUUAUGGAUCUUCCUCUCCAUGGGUUGAGGUUUACGUGGAGCAAGGGAGGAUAAGAAAACUCUCUAACUUGCAUCGACAGGGCACUUGUAAAUCCAAAAUUCGAAGAAGACUUCUCCCCGGAUGUACUCUGCGCUCUGGAAAGGGUGGAAUCGUAUCACAAUCCCAUUAUGUUGCAAUGGGGGAGAAGAGAAGACUUCCAACAUUCGUGGAGGUUCGAGAACAUGUGGCUUGUUGAGGAGACUUUCCUUCACAGUUUGGUGGGUCGGUGGAGUAUCCCUGUUGGUGGGACCAGUCAUCUGGUAAGGUUUGGGCAGAAGCAGAGGCAGACUAAAUUCAUGAUCAAACAAUGGAAUAAAGAAUACUUUGGUAGAGUGGACAAGAGGAUUGCAAAAUUGUUGGCAAGAAUCAGAGUUAUUGAUGCGAUGGAAGAAGGUGGGCAAAUCAACGAAUAUGUGGCAACUGAGAGAGCCCUUUUGAAAUGCGACAUUGAAAAUGUUAUGUGAGGAAAUUUCGUGGCGGCAGAAGUCCAGGGAGCUGUGGCUUAGGGUGUGAGAUAAAAAUUCAGGGUUCUUCCAUAGAGUGGCCAACCACAAUCGGAGGAGAAACAUAAUAAGGCAUUUGAAAAUCGAUGGCUGCUUGACAGAUGAUGUUAAUGCAAUCAAAGCUGCAUUGAGAGGCUUUUUUCCGUUCAAGUUUAUAGAAGGUGAAGGAAUCAAACCCUUCCCUAAGGAGUAUUGACCCUUUUCUUUCAAAGAUGAUGAAAAUGAAGUGCUUGUGAAGCUAUUUUCCAAAGCUGAGAUUUGGGAAGUCUGUCGGAACUGUAACGACGAUAAAUCUCCUGGUCUAGACGGGUUUACUCUCGAGUUCUUCAAGAAAGGGUGGAAUGUCAUUAAGGCUGAUUUGCUAAAGGCGUUGGAUGACUUUUAUAUCACAGAGACACUUUCUCAAGCAAUUGCACAUUCUUUCAUUUGCUUGAUUCCCAAGAAGUAAGUUGUCGAAGAUAUGUCUGACUUCAGACCGAUAAGUUUGUUGGGUAGUUUGAAUAAGAUAAUUUCUAAGCUUAACUUUAAUCGCCUCCAGCCUUUUAUGACUAGAAUCAUUUCUAGAAAUCAGUUUGGAGGGAAAAACGGUCGAGUGAUCCACGAAGCCAGCCUUAUAGCAAACGAGAUUAUUGAUAGUCGGAGGAGAAGUGGGAAGGCGGGAUUGGUCAUAAAACUUGAUAUCAAAA
Linum trigynum is the source of this 3901-nucleotide messenger RNA. NCBI's taxonomy places the organism in Eukaryota, Viridiplantae, Streptophyta, Magnoliopsida, Malpighiales, Linaceae. The record is from the annotation of a GenBank genome assembly.